Molecule: messenger RNA, 936 nt
Organism: Kalmanozyma brasiliensis GHG001
Lineage: Eukaryota; Fungi; Basidiomycota; Ustilaginomycetes; Ustilaginales
Product: Rpn11/EIF3F C-terminal domain protein
Exons: 1
Coding region: 1-936 (311 amino acids)
Biological process (GO): protein deubiquitination; proteasome-mediated ubiquitin-dependent protein catabolic process
Cellular component (GO): proteasome regulatory particle, lid subcomplex
Molecular function (GO): protein binding; proteasome binding; metallopeptidase activity
Source: RefSeq, a predicted model, not a curated record
AUGGACUUUCAAUCGAUGAUGCAGCAGGCGCGAAUGGGCGGUGGCCCUGGCGCAGGAGGAGCGCCCGGCGAUGCACCACAGAACGACAAUGCAGAGAUGGUGUACAUCUCGUCGCUAGCGCUCAUCAAGAUGCUCAAGCACGGCCGAGCUGGUGUGCCCAUGGAGGUGAUGGGUCUGAUGCUGGGAUCCUUCAUCGACGACUACACCGUCUCGGUCAUCGAUGUCUUUGCCAUGCCCCAAUCAGGAACCGGAGUCUCGGUCGAGGCCGUCGACCCUGUGUUCCAGACCAAGAUGCUGGACAUGCUCAAGCAAACCGGUCGCCCCGAAAUGGUCGUUGGCUGGUAUCACUCGCAUCCCGGUUUUGGGUGCUGGUUGAGUAACGUCGACAUUAACACCCAACAGUCGUUCGAGCAGCUCAACCCGCGCGCGGUAGCCGUCGUCGUCGACCCCAUCCAGUCGGUCAAGGGCAAAGUGGUCAUCGACGCUUUCCGCCUCAUCAACCCUUCCACCGUCAUGCUCGGCCAAGAACCCCGCCAAACCACCUCCAACAUUGGCCACCUCAACAAGCCCUCCAUCCAGUCGCUCAUUCACGGCUUGAAUCGACACUACUACUCGAUCGCCAUCGGAUACCGCAAGACGGAGCUCGAACAGAGUAUGCUCAACAACCUUCACAAGCGCAACUGGACCGAAGGAUUGAGGUUGCGCGACUUUGGAGAGCACAAGGAGAACAACAGGAAGGCGAUCGAGCGCAUGCUCUCCUUGUCCGAGGCGUACAACAAGUCGGUGCAGGAGGAAAGCACCCUGACGGCGGAUCAGCUCAAGACGAGGCACGUCGGCAAGCAGGACCCCAAGCGCCAUUUGGAGGACGCAGUGGAGCAGACGAUGGGAGACCAGAUCGUGCAGAGCUUGGGGACGAUGUUGUUGGCAGAGUUGUAA